GACACUUGGGAACUAUAUGUGCCUUACCUUACCUAAAUCUCUUCCUUUGUAUUCUGGUGUUUCUCUCUGAAGCAAACCUCAACGUAGAAUCAUAAUUCUAGCUUCCGAUUUCACGAUCAUCGAUUUUCUGACAUAUUUUUUGUUCUUACAGUGGAGUUAGGGAUUGAUGAUUCUGUUAAUGACGAUACAUUAAGAGACGGUGCCAUGGUUGAAGUGCAUAGCAUACCGGAUGAAAACAGAGAAGAAGAAAGUUCUGUUGAACCAGCUUACAAACAAGACCAAGAUGCUAACAUGACUCACGAUUUUUCCGGAGCGAUAAUAAUACCCUCAGAAAUUCUCCCAUUAUCGGUCGCGUCUGCUGACGAGCCCUAUGUGGGUCAGGAGUUUGAGUCGGAAGCAGCAGCACAUGCAUUUUAUAAUGCAUACGCAGCUGAGGUUGGAUUUAUCAUACGCGUGAGCAAACUCUCACGGUCAAGGCGCGACGGAACUGCUAUUGGACGCGCUCUUGUAUGCAACAAAGAGGGUUAUAGAAUGCCUGACAAGCGCGAAAAGAUCGUUAGGCAAAGGGCAGAGACAAGGGUUGGUUGCCGGGCAAUGAUUAUGGUGAGGAAAGUCGGUUCUGGUAAAUGGGUCGUUACGAAGUUCGUAAAGGAGCACACUCAUCCAUUGAAUCCCGGAAGUGGUAGAAGAGAUUGCAUGUUCGAACAAUAUCCGUCUCAGAACGAACAUGAUAAAAUCCGCGAACUAUCUCAGCAACUGGCAAUCGAGAAAAAGCGAUCGGUGACUUAUAAAAGACAACUUGAAGUGAUAUUUGAUUAUAUCGAGGAGCACAAUGUGAGCCUUUCCAAGAAAAUACAGCACAUAGUAGACAGUGUGAAGCAGAUGGAACCGAAAGAAGAAGAACACAAUCAUUCGUAGGUUCACCUUUCAACUAUCUAGUCCUUUUUAAAUAUCAAUAAUAUUCAAUCUACUGUCAGUAUCCGAAAUCGCUCGAAGUUGAGGUGUGCAAUAAUAUCUGAUAAUAACUGCUGACAUAGGUAUCUGGUUUUAGUAUCGAAUGCUUCGGUUUUUCAGUGUGAUACAAUGGUAUUCAUUGUAUUACUUUUUAUUCUGUUGUAUUUUGGUUUAGUUGAAGAAACUAGUUCAAUCAAAUCAAAUGUAUAGAUUAUAGGUCCUUUGAGCCAUUCAUAUGAAGUUGCUGCUAACAAUUGUGGUAACACAUACAAGGCAUUCAAAUGCACUUAUAAAGCUUGAUUAUUCAA
This is a messenger RNA of Lathyrus oleraceus (garden pea), 1262 nucleotides long. RefSeq names its product protein FAR1-RELATED SEQUENCE 5. The transcript has 3 exons. NCBI's taxonomy places the organism in Eukaryota, Viridiplantae, Streptophyta, Magnoliopsida, Fabales, Fabaceae. Bases 205 to 918 code for a protein of 237 amino acids. The record is from RefSeq and is a predicted model, not a curated record.